AUGAUUUCUGCAUCAGCUUUCUACGACAUUUUUACGGCCAUGGUGCCCCUUUAUGUGGCCAUGUUCUUAGCCUAUGGCUCUGUAAAAUGGUGGAGAAUUUUCACCCCUGAUCAGUGCUCCGGAAUCAACAGAUUUGUAGCCAUUUUUGCAACCCCCUUUCUCUCACUGCGAAUCAUCUGCUCCAUCAAUCCUUACAAAAUGAACCUCAGAUUCAUACUUGCGGACACGUUGCAAAAACUGUUGAUUCUUUUUCUGCUGGUUUUGUGGGGCAGUUUCAGUAGUUGGGGGAGCUUGGAUGGGGUGAUAACCCUCUUUUCUAUCUCUACUUUGCCUAAUACUUUAAUUAUAGGGAUACCAUUAUUGAGUGCCAUGUAUGGGGUGGAGAGUAAUGGUCUUUUGAUUCAGAUUGUGGUUUUGCAAGGUUUGGUAUGGUAUACACUUUUGCUGUUUCUAUUUGAAUUGAAGGCCAAGAUGGUAAAGGGUCCCCAAAUUACAGUAUCAAUGGGUUCAGAAGUUUCUCCGGUGGAUGCUCAAAGUUCAGGUGAUUUGGAAGGAGGAGAUGAAGAGAUGCAAUCAAGAGAAAGAGAAGAUGAAGAGGGGUCUUCAAAAGACAGUAAAGAUGAAGGGGAAGCCACUUGCUCUAUUAUAAAGAUGAUAAAUAUCUUCUUUUUGGUGUUGUCCAAGGUUAUAAGGAACCCCAAUACUUAUGCUAGUGUUUUGGGCCUAGUUUGGGGGCUCAUUGCCUGCAGGUGGAACAUUAAAAUGCCAAAGAUAUUGCAUAAUUCCAUAUCAAUAUUAGCCGAUGCUGGUCUUGGCAUGGCCAUGUUCAGUCUAGGUCUUUUCAUGGCAUCCCAAAAUAAAAUAAUAGCAUGCGGAAUUCGUAGGGCUACCGUAGCCAUGGUUGUGAGAUUUCUCCUCGGCCCAGGGGUCAUGGCUGCCUGCUCUUUAGCACUUGGUCUUCGGGGCAAGUUGUUACAUAUAGCAAUUGUACAGGCUGCUCUUUCCCAAGCAAUCACUCCAUUUAUUUACGCUAAAGAGUACAAUGUGCACCCAGAUAUUAUAAGUAGCAUGGUCGUUUUCGGAAUGCUGGUUUCCUUGCCAAUAACAUUGGCCUACUACGCGUUGCUUGACAUCUAAGUGAGACAGAGAGAAGGUGGGACUAAGAUGGUUACAUGGAAAAUUAGUUGAGAUGAGUGGUUCAGAUCUCAUCAUGCCAAUUUCAAAUGGACUGCUCGGAUUAAAAAAUCCAACAUUUGCUAACUCGGAUUGAUGUUUUGGGAUAUGUCUUAAA
Molecule: messenger RNA, 1291 nt
Organism: Amborella trichopoda
Lineage: Eukaryota; Viridiplantae; Streptophyta; Magnoliopsida; Amborellales; Amborellaceae
Product: auxin efflux carrier component 1
Biological process (GO): auxin export across the plasma membrane; auxin polar transport
Cellular component (GO): endoplasmic reticulum; plasma membrane
Molecular function (GO): auxin efflux transmembrane transporter activity
Source: RefSeq, a predicted model, not a curated record